CGAAUGUAAACGCCUAUUGGAUUAUCGGUGACUUUUGGGGAGGAUGUCACCAAAAUACACAAUAACAACACGAUAUCUUGUUAUUACAAUACCUAUUAAAAUAAUAAAUUAACAAAAUGGAUACAUCUCAUUUGUGCCGGAGCUGUAUGAAGGAAGUGGCAUCGUGGGAGCUUGAGAAUUUCGACCAGCGGGCCGUCUACAUGUUCACACAUUGCACUAAUAUUCAGAUUCCGGAAAAUGAUAUACUACCCAAGCAAUUCUGCUAUGAUUGCACAAUAAAAAUAGAAUCAUUGUACACAUUUAUAAAAGAGGCUCAACAUGUGAACGAGACUCUCACGAACCUCCUGACUCAACGGACCGUUAUAGUGGAGCCCAUAAAGCGUUCAGAACACAAUGAUGAACCAGAUGUUGAAGUCUCCACAUUUGAACCUGAAGACACAAUCACCGAUGAACCUACAAGUAACACAACAGAAAAUAAAGUAAAAACGCAAUUGAAGAAAGAGACGGUGUCGCAUCAGAAACAUGUCUGUACUGUGUGUAAGAAGAUCUUUCUGUCCAAAGUGUGGUUUGAGAAGCAUAUGAGGAAUCAGCAUAAUGGGAAAGUCUACAGCUGUCCACAAUGCCCUAAGACAUUCCAGCGUCCAUCCCAGCUGUCCGUGCACGCGGUGACGCACUCGUCUGAGCGGCGGUACGCGUGCUCCUGCGGCAAGCGCUACAAGCGACGCAAGGAGCUGGCACAACACGCGCGCACUCAUGCGGCGGCGCGCCCCUACCAGUGCGACCACUGUAACAUGAGUUUCAAGUUGAAGAGUGUGUUGAAGAGCCAUCUAGUAGUACAUACACCCGACAAGCCCCAUCUCUGCUACAUCUGCGGCUGGAGUUUCAAACAGGCGGGCAACCUCGCGGUGCACAUGCGCACGCACACGGGUGCGAAGCCCCACGCGUGCGCGUGCGGCUUCCGCGCGGCGUGCGCCUCCAGCCUGCGCCGCCACGAGGCGCGCCACCGCGCACGGGCGCUCGCCUGCCGCAAGUGCGACAAGCGCUUCUAUGACAACACUGCUCUGACUCGGCACUUGCGGUCCCACACGGGCGCGCGGCCGUACCAGUGCCCGGCGUGCGCGCGCUCGUUCGCGGACAGCUGGAAGCGCAAGCUGCACCUCAUGCGCGCGCACCGCGUGCCGCUCGCGCGUAUCCCGCGCAUGCGCGCCGACCCCAGCGUGCGCGUGUGCCCGUGAACACUGUCUACUGCUGCGGAACCUGACUAAUUAAUCGUCAUAAUUUUGAGGCGUUAUAAAAGUUACGUUGCUGAAUAUUGGUAUAGUAUUAGAUCAGACGCACGCAGGUCUCAUUUUAGGUGAAAUCAGCCGCACGCGUCCGCGCCAAUAGCGUUGCUUAUUAUACUACUUUUCGUUACCUGCUCACCCGCUCCGUGCAACCGCGUCGGCGAUAUCAUAAGAAAAAAAAGAAUAUACACCGUGUUUUUUUUGAUUUCCGUUAAUUUCAAGGGUGCAUUCCUGAGCUUAAAUCAAGUAACUUUCUCAAAGACACCGAUAUUCUAAUUAACUCCAUUUCGGAGAUAAUCAAUAAUUUAUUUUUUUCCUAUAAGGCCUCUACAAGCGUGUACACUUGCCUUAGGGCUGGUUUACAUAUUGAUUAGUGUUUAGAAUGAGUUCAUACAUUUGCUACUAAACUUAAGUACAAUCUCGGUCGAUCGAUGUUCGAAAUGACAUUGAUAUGUCAAAGAUUUCAAUUGUUUGGUUGAGUUAAAUGUAAUGCCCGUGUUAUAACAACGCUAUAAUUAUGCUACAUUUAAUUACUUUUUAAACUUAAUUUUUUUGUAAAAAGAAAACAAAAAAUAAUUUUAUUUUUUGAAAAUUAACUAUGCCAUUUAGUUAUCUUAAAUGUACUUAACCAUACCCCGAAGUUAACGGAAUUCAAUAAAAACACGGUGUAUAUCUCGAAAAAAAAUUUGUUCGUAAUAUGUAAUUUAUC
Molecule: messenger RNA, 1992 nt
Organism: Cydia fagiglandana
Lineage: Eukaryota; Metazoa; Arthropoda; Insecta; Lepidoptera; Tortricidae
Product: zinc finger protein 501-like
Exons: 6
Coding region: 117-1235 (372 amino acids)
Biological process (GO): regulation of gene expression
Cellular component (GO): nucleus
Molecular function (GO): zinc ion binding
Source: RefSeq, a predicted model, not a curated record